AUGUCCUUCAGAAGUUUCUACACCAGCGACAACGCACACCUUACAUCCCCCACGGCCAGUUACCGCGAGCCCUUGUCCGAUAGCUCGUUCACGUCGUUCCCUCCAUCGAUUUCGUCUUCAAAUUGCAGUGAGGACAGCUUUCAAACGGCAUAUCAAGGCACCUUUUCCCCCCAGUUGGAGGAUACCUUUGUUAAUCAUUUCGGGUUUUACGACGAGGUUGAUUCUGACGAGAACACCUUUGCAACUCCUUCGGUGUCAUCCGAUGGCUCAUUCAAAGCUGCAGACCCGGGGCAUGGCAUGGUGACUAUGGACUUGAAUGUUGGCAACACCAGUGAAGAAGCGCAUAUUGGCAACACUGGUGAAGACGCACAUAUGGAUCAAACCCUUGAUGUAUCCGAGACUGAUGACGAUUCUGACGACGAGUACAUGCCCUCUAAUGACGAGCAUGAGAUGAUGAUGACUGACGCCACAAAUGUGCGCCUUACACGCUUGGAGGCAAAUAUUGGUGCCAUUCUGGCUGCCAUAAAGUCUCUGACAGCACAGGUUGAGGCGCAAAACAAUGCCGCUACUCGAGUUAAUCAAGAAGCCCCAUGCUCACGUCGGGAAAGGCCAUCAGACCCGCCCAGUGGACCCCGACGACGUUCUUCUGACCACAUCGCACUUAUGCGCCGUAUCCGUGCAGAACUUACUCGGCUUCUGGGUAACGAUUUCAUGGAAAUGCAAAACUUACCCAGUAAAGACGAACUUGACGCGUUUGCAUCCAUGUGGAACUCCUCUAUUGAGGAGAAUUUCUUCUUCCGGCAUAUGAAGUCACUCCAGGCAGCAUUUCGUAGAAAGAACGCCGAUGAUGCUGAUAGAAGAACCGAGACUACUGCCAAGCGCCGCUGGCAGAGGAAGCAGAACCUUUACCAUAAGCGCUUGGGCAUUGCACAAGAGCAUCCACUCCUCCAGCCCCAUGUCGCUAUGCUUCAGCGUUUGGGAAUUGGUGGCAUGAGUAGUGACGAAAGCGAUUAUGAGGAUGAAGUUGAACACGGUGCUGUACCCAGCAGCGGCCCGGCUCCGAGGUAUAUCGUACAUCAGCCUGCCUGGCGUGCUGCUUCCCUUUCGUUUUGGUUGCAAACCAUCGACUCUGUUCAGAUCAUUCUUCGAAAGAUCACUGGAAGGCACCGGGGUGCAUUCCCUCGUCUUCGCGUCGCCUCGGAGAUUGAGAGCUCUAGCAGAAGUUUUGUCCCGGACCUCCCCAUCAAUGCGUACAACCCUGUUUGGUUGGCCUCACGUCCGUUUUUCCAAUUCGAGGUUCGUCCAACAGAUGAGACCUAUAGCUUCAAUCACGAUAACCGUUUAUUUACGUAUUUCUCCAUUUAA
This is a messenger RNA of Psilocybe cubensis, 1365 nucleotides long. RefSeq lists its product as uncharacterized. The record is from RefSeq and is a predicted model, not a curated record. Lineage: Eukaryota; Fungi; Basidiomycota; Agaricomycetes; Agaricales; Agrocybaceae. The coding region runs from base 1 to 1365 and encodes 454 amino acids. The transcript is spliced from 9 exons.